GACUAGUACUACCAUGUGCUAUCAGUGGCCCUAUCGGCUACCGCAGUCGCGGUUGCAAUUGUAAUGUAAUUGAUAAUGUGAUUGUAAUUGUAAUACGCGGCUGCAAAGAUUAGUCAGUGGGUUCUCGGAAAUGCGUCUCGGAUUAUGACUGUUUGGGGAGGUGGUAUCUCCGGGCCGUUGAUUACAAAAGUUAUGGAAUCGACCUUUAUAUAUAAAUAGCUGAUGGAAUUCAUUAUAGAAUAGGGAUAGGCAGCAAGCACAAUAUGACUGUUGAAGAUCAAACCAUUUGGAAGUUCAAGUACGACGAUACUUUUAAACAAUACUACUAUAUAAAUACCAAGGAUAACUCAAUAUCAUUUGAUUUACCUUGUGAAGUGAAGAAUACCUCCAGUAAUAACACUAGUUUUAUCAAUCAUAUAAUGAGUAAGAAGAGUCAUCAUCCAAGAAGUAAUACCUCGAAAAACUUACUACAUCGGAUAAGUUCUGCGUUUUCAUUGAAACUGUCAAAGUCCAACGAGGAAAAGAAGCCCGCUAUGCUCUUGCCACAAACCCGUUCCCACCAAGAUGAUAUUUCACUCAUGUCGGGGCUUGGAGACGAAUUUUUGUUGCAGCCAUCGUUCAAUUUGAAUAAGUAUAACACCAACUCACCAGCAGAUUCGCAGUCGAUACUGUCUUACGAUGAUGAGAUUUACGAUGACGAAUCAAUCCAUUCAUAUUAUUCCGAUUUGAAUAAUUAUGAAGUAUAUCAAGAUGAAGAAGAUAUGAAGGAAGAGUUUAAUAAGUAUAAGGAACGCAUGGAAUUGAGAUUACAAUUUAUUAAAGAAUUGGAAAGUUAAUUAAUUAAAUAUGUAUAUAGGGUAAAUAUGUAUAUAGGUUAAAUAUCAAUUUCA
This is a messenger RNA of Hyphopichia burtonii NRRL Y-1933, 890 nucleotides long. RefSeq lists its product as uncharacterized. The record is from RefSeq and is a predicted model, not a curated record. The coding region runs from base 264 to 836 and encodes 190 amino acids. NCBI's taxonomy places the organism in Eukaryota, Fungi, Ascomycota, Pichiomycetes, Serinales, Debaryomycetaceae. The transcript has a single exon.